AUGGGGAUGUACUCUCUGGCUAGCGAAUUGUCUACCUUCAAGAACCGAAGUGCAAUCAAGGGAACUGUCAUUCAUGCAACUAUACCAGCAAAGAUUGUUCCAAAGUUUAUCAAUAGUUUUGUAGAAGAAUUGAGGUCAGAGAAUUUCCCUUGGUACAUGUACAGACUAAGGUCUUUCGAUAGUUUGAAAGGUAAUUCAGAAUUAAAUGAGAAAGAACUCAUUGAUAUCAUUGGUCGGGUUGUUGAAGUUUAUGGACCUCAAGAAAAAAAUAUUGGUGGAAAUAAUGCUAGGCUAAUAGACUUUGUGCUGGAGGAUGCCUAUGGUAAAAAGUUAACCUGCACAUUUUGGGACGACCACGUUUCCAGGAUUGAGCAUUUAUAUGAAGCUCCUUCCAAGGAUCCUGUGAUAGUUUUGAUACAAUUCUAUAGGAUAAAAAGAGGGCUCAGAGUCCUAUUCAAUCUGGACUAUCCUGAAUUUAUCAACUUCAGGGACAGUCUUACAGACAUAGGAUAUCAAACACCGAUGAGAAGUAUAGCUUCCCUGUCAAGUUUUAGUUUUACAAACACUAUGGAUGAAUCCAGCAGUAAGUCCACCAUAAAUGAGAUCUAUGACAAUGAUAAGUAUGGAGAUUUCUGGGUUGCCGCAAGGAUACAAGGUAUUGUUAUUCCGACUAAUUGGUUUUAUAGCUCUUGUAGGAAGCCUGGAUGCAACAAAAAACUGAAAAUUUCUGAAGGAGUCAAUAAGUGUUUCAAGUGUUUUAAGAUUUGGGAAGAUGGUAUUUUAAGGUAUAAGAUUACACUACGUGUUGUGGACAUGAAGGGUAAUGCUUCAUUUUUACUAUGGGAUAGGGAGUGCCAGGAGUUGAUAGGAAUUCCAGCAGCAGAGCUAUAUGAAAAGAGUAAUAAGCCAUUACAGCAGAUCACAGAUUUGGUAGGCAAGACUUUGCUGUUUCAGAUUACAGCAAAGGCAUAUCACACAUCCCACCGUAACACUCCAUUUCCUGUGCUGAGGAUAAACAAUGACCCACAGGUUCUGAAAGAACAUUGCAGUCAUCUUCUGAAAUUGCAAGAUAAUGAAUGCAACUCUAACAUGCCUAUAAGUCUGGGUGAUGAUGAUUUUUUGGAGGGUUUGUUAAGUGAUGAAGCGGAAAGUCCCAUAGCAAGUUUGCCUCCUGUAGCUGUUGGUGAUGCAACUGAGGGACCUGUCAAGAGGUGCUUGCUAGAUCAAUUUUCAUCAACACAGAGUGGCAAGAAGCAGAAAGAGAGCAAAGUCAAGUAUCUAGCAAGCAAGAGGACUGAGCAAAAUCACUACGGAGCUGAUGGAAGAUUGCAUACCUAG
Messenger RNA from Ipomoea triloba (trilobed morning glory), 1338 nucleotides. RefSeq lists its product as uncharacterized. Lineage: Eukaryota; Viridiplantae; Streptophyta; Magnoliopsida; Solanales; Convolvulaceae. The record is from RefSeq and is a predicted model, not a curated record. The transcript is spliced from 11 exons. The coding region runs from base 1 to 1338 and encodes 445 amino acids.